GCAUGAGCUCGCUUCCAGAAGGUGAGCCCCACCUGGGAGAAGCUGCACGGGUUCCCGUGGUCUGGCCUGAGAUGACAUCGGAGGCACGAGAGGUGGAGCACGUGGUGUCCAAAUCCUCCUCGAUCGAGACGAAGCUCUCUGAGGGCUUCAGAGGAAUCCUGGGCUGGGAGGAUGAGGGCGCGGCAGCCCCUGUCUCCGAGGCCCAGGCGACAGCAGCCCGGGCCGCCAGGGCUCAGGUCUGGGAGGCCCAUGCCUCAGAGGCCAAGGGCAGGACUGGCUACCCGAAGCACGUGUCUGAGUUACGCAUGAGAAGUUCCUCAUUGCUUAAGCAAAUCUUCUCCAACGAGGAGUUCCUGGUGGAUGAGGAAGAAGGGAGCAAGGCACUGACUCGCCCGGUCUGGUCUGGCAAGGUGGAAUACAUCCUGGCCCAGUUGGGCUACAACUUGAAGCCAUCCAACAUGUGGUGGUUCGUCAGCUUGUGGCUCCACUGUGGAGGCUGGAGCUUCCUCCUCAUCUACAUCCUCUUGCUGUUCCUGGUCGGCAUUCCCCUGCUCCUGCUGGAGCUGGCCGCUGGCCAGCGGCUGCGCCUGAGCAGCAUGGCUUUGUGGAAGGUCGUCAGCCCCUGGAGCAGUGGUGUGGGCUACAGCAGCUUUAUGGUGUGCUUCUUCUCCAGCAUGUACUUGAAUGUGGUCAAUGCCUGGUUCCUCUUCUAUUUGAGCCAGUCCAUCCAAUCUCCUGCCCCAUGGGAGAAAUGUCCCUUACUCAAGAAUGCCAGCGACUUUGAUCCUGCGUGUGCGCGGACAACGCCCUUCAUGUACUUCUGGUACCAGCAAACCUUGAAGGCCUCCGACAGAUUUGAGGAUGGAGGGCCUCCGGUCCGCAGUCUGACCCUGCCCCUCUUCGUAGCCUGGUGUCUUGUUGGGACUUUUGUAUCCAAUGGAAUCAAGUCCAUGGGAAAGGUCAUGUAUGUCCUGAUACCACUCCCUUACUUCAUGAUCGUGUGUUUCCUCUUCUGGAGUCUGCUGCUGGAUGGGGCGACGUACGGCCUUGAGUAUCUGGUGGUUGCCAAGGUGUCAUCCAUCUACAACAUCCGGGUGUGGUCCUUGACAGGGUGCCAAGUGCUGUUUAACCUGGGCCUGGGCUUUGGUCCCGUUGCCUCUUUAGCCUCGCACAUGGACCCGUCCAACAACUGUCUCUCGGAUGCUUUUGUCAUAGCAGUGAUCAACCUGUUCACCAUGCUCAUCACCAUGCCUUUCAUCUUCUCUGUCCUGGGCUUCCGGGCCACAGUUCUCACCUACCGCUGCAAUGAGAAGAAUGUUGAAAUGCUGAUGGAUCUGGUGGCCGCGGGGCAGCUACCCCGAGAGGCGCAGCCCCCCACGUACCUGCAGGGGAACCCCAGCGCUGGCUACAGCACCUGGCUUGAGGGCCUUCCCCAGGUCCUCAAGCAGCAGGUCCACAGCAAGGUGCCACAGUGCAGCCUCAAGGAACAUUUUCUGAAGUUUGAGGACGGCAGGGGCUUCGUGUUCCUGGCGUUCAUAGAGGCCAUGUCGUUCCUCCCCGGGUCUACCUUGUGGUCCAUCCUGUUCUUCGUGAUGCUGCUGGUCCUGACGCUGAGCACCAUGGCCGGGUUCCUGCAGGGGCUCAUGAUGCCGCUCCAGGAUGUCUUCUGUCUCCUCAGGAGACACAAGAAGCUCUUUGCAGUCUCCAUCUCGUUGCUCAUGUUCCUGUGCAGCCUCUUCUUCAUCCGCCCCCCAGGGGUCUACUUCAUCACCCUGAUGAACAACUACUGGAUAAUCGUGCCCAUCAUCAUCAUCGUCAUGUGUGAGAACAUGACCGUAGUGUGGGCGUACGGGGCCAAGAGGUUCCUUGCCGAUGUCAGGGUCCUGGUGGGCCACCCUGUCUCCCCCGUCUACUCCUGGCUGUGGUGCAGUCUCUGUCCAGUCAUGCUGCUGCUGAUGUUUGUGACCACGGUGUUUUUUCUUGCCACAAAGAACUUCAGCUACACGGCCUGGAACUCGAGCAGUUCCAGAGAGGAGCUGCGUUGGUACCCGUCGUGGGCCCGCGCCCUGAUGAUCCUCCUCUGGCUCCUGGUCAUCGGGCCCAUCCCUGCACACCUUGUGUACAGCCUCCUCUAUGACAUCCGCUUCCGGGCUGAGAUGCAGGGCCAGCGGACCGGCGCUCCCAGUGCACUGCUCCUGGGGAGCCAGAUCAUGCCCAGGCCAGAGGCCUCCAGGGAGGAAUACCUACAGGGUGGUCAAACAGAGGCUGCCCAGCCUGUCGCCUGACCCCUGGCUCUG
Ochotona princeps (American pika) is the source of this 2297-nucleotide messenger RNA. RefSeq names its product solute carrier family 6 member 16 (gene SLC6A16). The record is from RefSeq and is a predicted model, not a curated record. Gene Ontology annotation, biological process: sodium ion transmembrane transport. The transcript is spliced from 12 exons. Gene Ontology annotation, cellular component: membrane. Bases 3 to 2285 code for a protein of 760 amino acids. Lineage: Eukaryota; Metazoa; Chordata; Mammalia; Lagomorpha; Ochotonidae.